CUAGAAGCUGGCAACAUUGCUGUCAUUUCACCGCUGCAUCAUCAUCAUCAUGCUGCUGCCACCGCAUUGACCUUCGACAUGGCGGGUUGUGGUCGUGUGCUGACUUUGACUCGCCAUUUCUCUACGACCGGCGCGGUCAACGCCGGUCUCGUCAAGCCUCCUUUAGCAGUGUUCGGUAUUGAAGGCCGGUAUGCGAACGCACUGUACUCGGCGGCUUCCAAGGAAAAGAAGCUUGAUGCUGUUGAAAAGGAACUCGUCAAGUUCAAGGGCUUGAUGGAGCAAGACACCAAGCUUGCCCAGUUUCUUGAGAACCCACUUGUCAACAAGCUCGUCAAAAGAGGUGUGUUCCAGGGCCGAUGGGUUCUUAUGUAUCAAUUGGUGAGACAGCCGCUGUCUGAGAGAAAGGUUGGGUGGUUGGAUAAUGCUUAG
Messenger RNA from Dermacentor silvarum, 429 nucleotides. Its product is annotated as ATP synthase subunit O, mitochondrial. Bases 79 to 429 code for a protein of 116 amino acids. Gene Ontology annotation, biological process: proton motive force-driven mitochondrial ATP synthesis. NCBI's taxonomy places the organism in Eukaryota, Metazoa, Arthropoda, Arachnida, Ixodida, Ixodidae. Gene Ontology annotation, molecular function: proton-transporting ATP synthase activity, rotational mechanism. The transcript is spliced from 4 exons. The record is from RefSeq and is a predicted model, not a curated record.